UUGAGUCUUCUCCAGGUGUUUGCGCUGUGUUUCACCCUUUGCGUUCUCUCUGAGAUCCUCCAGCAGGAAUCUUCUUUGACGUUUUGCCUUGCGGUGAAAUACUCUCAACCAGUCAACUAAAAUGGCACCAAAGAAGGACGUUAAGAAGGCCGAGCCCAAGAAGGCCGAGCCCGCACCAGCGCCCGCAGCAGCACCUGAGCCCGCUCCCGCACCUAAGGCUGCGGCAGUGGACCUAUCAGCCGUGAAGGUGGAAUUCUCCGCAGACCAGAUGGAUGACUACAAAGAGGCCUUCGGUCUCUUCGAUAGGGUCGGUGACAGCAAGAUUUCAUUCGACCAGGUGGCUGACAUCAUGCGCGCUCUGGGACAGAACCCCACCAACAAAGCCGUCAACAAGAUCCUGGGCAACCCCAGCGCUGAGGAAAUGGCCAACAAGAGGAUAGACUUUGAGGGCUUCCUCCCCAUGCUGCAGACAGUAGUGAACGAUCCCCAGAAGGGAACCUUCGAUGACUACGUUGAGGGUCUUCGCGUCUUCGACAAGGAGGGCAACGGCACAGUGAUGGGUGCUGAGCUGCGCAUUGUCCUGCAGACACUGGGAGAGAAGAUGAAGGAGGCUGAGAUUGACGCACUCAUGCAGGGGCAGGAGGACGAGAACGGCUGUGUCAACUACGAGGCCUUUGUCAAACACAUCAUGUCUGUGUAAGAGGCCAUUCCUGGAGUGGUGUGGAAGCUGAAGUGUAUCUGCAGACCCCAUGGUGUCAGGACGUCCUUUCGCUGUUUCCGAGACCACCUGAGGAAACACGGACCCGGGAUGUUGUUUCUAUACCGUUCUUUUUUUUUUUUUUCCUUUUCGCGCGACUCCUUCCCUACCCCCCUGCAACCCCCCUGCAACCCCCCCCCCCCCCCCCCAAAAAAAAGCCACCUUUCCACAGCGUACCCUACGCCUGUCUCCACCCGCCCGGCCCCGCUAACAGAGGGCAGGGGGAGUGCCUCUUCACAGGGUGUGGGUGUAAAGGGAAGAUGAUGAUCACUCACCAAGUGGGGGUCACCUCCUCGUCCCGCGCCCCCUCACCCUGAUCGACUCCAUCGGUCCUCCACGCUCAAGGCACUCAUCAAAGACUGUGGACAUGCUUACGCACCCUACCACCCCCCCUCCCCCUCAGCCUCUGAGUCUUAAUUUAUUUUUGCCCUGUCAUUUCGCAAAAUAAACUUUUUCGAAAAAGUA
Messenger RNA from Conger conger (European conger), 1222 nucleotides. RefSeq names its product myosin, light chain 1, alkali; skeletal, fast (gene myl1). The transcript is spliced from 6 exons. Lineage: Eukaryota; Metazoa; Chordata; Actinopteri; Anguilliformes; Congridae. The record is from RefSeq and is a predicted model, not a curated record. Bases 122 to 700 code for a protein of 192 amino acids. Gene Ontology annotation, molecular function: calcium ion binding. Gene Ontology annotation, cellular component: myosin II complex; contractile muscle fiber.